Molecule: messenger RNA, 5084 nt
Organism: Leptopilina boulardi
Lineage: Eukaryota; Metazoa; Arthropoda; Insecta; Hymenoptera; Figitidae
Gene: Pxn
Product: peroxidasin homolog
Exons: 5
Coding region: 825-4748 (1307 amino acids)
Biological process (GO): response to oxidative stress
Molecular function (GO): peroxidase activity; protein binding; heme binding
Source: RefSeq, a predicted model, not a curated record
AAAAAAAAUGAAAAAUGGUACAAAAUUUUUAUUUCAAUAUUAAUAAAUAAUUUUUUUUUACAUUUUACAGAUAAUUUUAAUUAACUUUUAUUUAAAUUAGAAGCUUACUUGAAUUCUAAAGAAGAAUUUUUUUUCCUGCAAUUUUUUGGCAAUUGGUAAUUACUUUAAUAAAAAAAAAAUUUAUUAAUUGAAAAAUUAUCGAUGUAGAAGAUAAUUGAAAAGCUACUUCCAAAACACUUCUGUACAAUCAAAAUUUCUUCGUCUCUUAAGUAGUCUUCUCUGCACUUAUCCCACAUCUGGAUCCCUCCUCCAAGAAGCUAUUUAUUCCUUCAAGUGUAUGUAUACGAAGACUCUCUUACAAUUUCUGGUAUCACACAUGUACAUACGAGAUUUAAGUUCCCUAUAAGCUGCCGCGCCGUAUAGAAGCAAGUUUCAACGAAAGGGAAGGUUUCUCGUCUCAAAACGAAAACAAGAUUCAAGCCGCUCAGUUGUAUUUUAUCAGUCGGCGAAUUCACGUGUGUAUCUUUUAAUAGAAAAAAAAAAAAAUUCUCUUCAUUCCAGCAAACGAUCGAGAAAUACUGAUGAAUAUUAAUAAAUAGACGCGACAAUUCUUCAAUGUCAGUUAAAAAUUACAUCUCAACAAGGAUCACAAAUAAAAAGAGUGUGUGGGAUUAUUGCCAAGAUUUAUCGAGCUAAUCAGUAUUUUAAAAUGAGAGUUUAAAACUUUUACUCGUGAGCUUUUGCAAAUCUUCAAAAAAAAAAAAAAAGAAAUUUAGAAAUAUACAAAAUCUUAUUUUCAGUUUGAAAGUUAAUUUUUCUUCACUAUGACGGGAAAAUAUUUCCUAUUGAUGAUAAUAAUUCUAUGGAGCGGAAUUCCUGGAUUUUUAUUUCAGGAUUUUAGACGAUUUUUGGAUAAUUCGAACCAAUUGUGUCCUCGUGAAUGUAGCUGUUCAUUUUCAACUGUCAGAUGUACUUUUCGAAAAUUGACAUAUAUUCCUCGAGUUUCAGGUAGCACUACUGUCCUAGAUCUGAGAUUCAACGAAAUAGUCAACAUUGCGUUGGGAAAUUUUGAAAAUUUAAAAAAUCUCCAUACUCUACUAUUGAAUGACAAUUUAUUGAGAUAUUUACAAAAAGAUGCAUUCUAUGGAUUAGAAAAUUUGAAAAUAUUAUAUUUAUUUAAAAAUCAAAUUGAAAACAUUGAGCCUGGUGUAUUUGAUAAUUUACCAAAAUUAGAGCAUCUCUAUCUUCAUUACAAUUACUUAACGGAGAUAAGAAAAGGCACAUUUAACAAUUUGCCAGCGUUGCAAAAAAUUUCCCUUCAAAAUAAUGAUAUUCGUCGAAUAGAAUUUGAUGCAUUUCAUAAUAUUGGAUCUAAUUCACGUUUACAAAUAGACAGUAAAGCAUUGGAAUGUACCUGUAAUUUAAUAUGGUUAAUUGAACAUAUUAAAAAAAGGCCUUCAAAUGAAAUAAAUGCCGUAUGUGAUUCUCCCGCUGAUAUGAAAGGAAAACGUCUCGAUGCAAUGUCAUAUGAUGAUUUUCAUUGUUCGAAACCAAAAAUCAUGAAAGAGCCAGAAGACACGACAGUCGGUGUGGGUGAAACAAUUAUUUUUCACUGUAAAGUCUCAGGUGAUCCGGCACCGGAUGUAAAAUGGAUGCGAGACUCAACAGAAGUUGCAAUUGACGGUGAACGCUAUCAAAUACAAGAUGAUGGUACAUUGACAAUUUUCGAUGCCAAUGAAAAUGACAAUGGAAAUUACGAAUGUAUUGCACACAAUGACAUGGGAUUUACAAAUUCACGUAGAGCAAGAGCUCUAAUAACAGCGUCUGAAUUUCUUCGAUUCAUUGAAAUUCCAAUUUCACAAACAGUUGAAGCUGGUGUCGAUGUUACAUUCACCUGUAGAGUCGAGGGUGAACCAUCACCACAUGUUGAAUGGUGGAAAAAUGGACGAUUAAUUUUAGCGGGUGGUCGUUUUCAAUUUGAUGAUAGUGGAUCAAUAUUAAAAAUCGAAGCAGUCAAACAAAGUGAUUCGGCACGUUAUAUUUGUCGUGGAAAAAAUAUUGAUGGUCUCGCAGAGACAAGUGCCGAUUUAACAGUUCUUCAGGAGGAUUUUCGACCACCGGAAAUGACAUAUCAACCACAGGAUAUGGAAGUGGAGAAUGGUGCUUCAAUUGAAAUUCCCUGUCGAGCUCGAGGUAAUCCCAAACCAACGAUUCAAUGGAAAAAAGAUGGAAUUGCUCUCGAUUCGAAUAGAAAUAUUCCACUUGAUCGAAAUCGUUUUCGAUUGUCCAAAGGUGGAAGUCUUUAUUUAUACAAUAUCACCGUUCAGGAUGCUGGAAGAUAUGAAUGUUCAGCGAUUAAUGAACAUGGACGUGCGACUGGACAGGCGCUUUUACAAAUUCGUAAAACAGAAACGAGUGAUGCAAUUGUUUUGCGAGCAUUUCAAGAAGCAAGAAGUGAAAUUGAUCGUGCUAUUAAUAAUACUUUGCAAUCAUUAUUUAAUGGUGAUUCGAAACAUUAUAAAGAUCUUUUUCGAUUAUCGAGAUUUCCUCCCGCCGAGGGAAGAGCAGCAGCUCGACCUGCUGAAUUAUUUGAGAGAACAUUGCAAAAUAUUCGUCGUCUUGUGAAAAGUGGAACUACUGCCAAUGUUACUGAUCAAUUUAUCUAUGAGGAAAUUCUCACACGCGAACAGAUCGUAGAAAUUGAAAGACUCUCUGGAUGCACUGGCCAUCGACGAAAGGACAAUUGUAAUAAUUUAUGUUUUCAUAAACGUUAUCGUACAAUUGAUGGUAGAUGUAAUAAUUUCGAUAAUCCAACAUGGGGCUCAUCCUACACGGGUUUUCGACGAAUUUUAAAGCCAAUUUAUGAAAAUGGUUUUUCCACACCCGUUGGUUGGGACAAGACAAAACUCUACAAUGGUCAUCGUAAACCAGCGGCACGUUUAGUUUCCACAUCAUUGAUAUCAACACACAAUAUCACUUCGGAUAAUUCAAUAACACAUAUGGUGAUGCAAUGGGGACAAUUUUUAGAUCAUGAUCUCGAUCAUGCACUACCGGCAGUUUCAAGUGAAACAUGGGAUGGUAUUGAUUGUAAAAAAUCGUGUGACAAUGCACCGCCAUGUUUUCCCAUGGAGGUACCACAAAAUGAUCCUCGUGUUACUAAUCGAAGGUGUAUUGAUUUUUUUAGAACAAGCGCCGUUUGUGGUUCAGGUGAAACAAGUAUUUUAUGGGGUAAAUUAACACCAAGAGAACAAUUAAAUCAAUUGACGAGUUAUUUAGAUGCAUCGCAAGUUUAUGGUUACGACGAUGAUGUAGCAAGAGAUUUAAGAGAUUUCACCAGUGAUCGUGGAUUAUUGCGUGAAGGUGCAAUAUUUCCCAAUAGAAAAGCAUUGCUUCCUUAUGCAUCAAAUGGUCAAUUUGUUGAUUGUCGACGUGAUCCUUUGGAAAGUUCAAUAAAUUGUUUUUUGACUGGUGAUUUUCGUGCCAAUGAACAAGUGGGAUUAUUGGCGAUGCAUACAAUUUGGAUGCGUGAACAUAAUCGUAUUGCACGAAGACUUUUUGAAAUAAAUCCACAUUGGAGGGGUGAGAAAAUUUAUCAGGAAACGAGAAAAAUUGUUGGCGCUGAAAUGCAACGAAUUACAUUUAAUAAUUGGUUGCCAACAAUACUUGGUGAUUAUUUGCCAUUAUAUCGUGGUUAUAAUUCAAAAUUAGAUGCAACGAUAUCGAAUGUUUUUGCAACGGCUGCACUUCGAUUUGGUCAUUCAUUAAUACAGCCACGUUUGGAAAGAUUGAAUGAUAAUUUCUCCUCAAUUCCACAGGGUCCAUUGGAGCUUAGAGAUGCAUUUUUUUCACCAUGGCGAUUAGUUGAGGAAGGUGGUGUUGAUCCAUUAAUUCGUGGUAUGUUUGCAACAGCAGCUAAACUAAAAUUACCAGAGCAAAAUCUUAAUAUUGAAUUAACUGAACAAUUAUUUAGAGUUGCACACGCUGUUGCUCUUGAUCUUGCCGCUAUGAAUAUUCAACGUUCACGUGAUCAUGCAUUACCUGGUUAUAAUGAUUGGCGAAAAUAUUGUAAUAUGACAAAUGUUGAAACAUUUGAUGAUUUGAAAAAUGAAAUUACAAAUGAAAGAGUACGUGAAAAAUUACAUGAACUCUAUGGACAUCCGGGAAAUAUUGAUAUUUGGGUUGGUGGUAUUUUGGAGGAUCAAUUACCAAAUGCAAAAGUUGGACCACUUUUUAAAUGUCUUCUUACUGAACAAUUUCAAAGAAUGAGAGACGGUGAUAGAUUUUGGUAUGAGAAUCCAACGACAUUUAAAAAUGAUCAACUUGAACAGAUAAAAUUGACAAAUUUUGCAAGAAUAUUGUGUGAUAAUGGUGAUAAUAUAACGAGAAUACAAAAAGAUAUUUUUCAUUUGCCAAAUGAUGAAAAUCCACUUUUAUCUUGUGAUGAUAUACCAUCAUUAGAUUUACGUAUGUGGAAUGAAUGUUGUGAAGAUUGUCAAGAUCAGGAGAAUAUUAUUUCACGAUCUAGAAGAAGUACAAUGAUAAGAUAUUCGAAUAGAGAGAAUUUAAUGAAAAAAUUUAAUUUCAAUGAGAAUUUAAAUCGUGAGGAAAAAAUGGAAUUUAUCCAUCAUUUAAUGACAGAAAAUGAUGAGAAAAAUGAAUUAUUAAAAAAAUUGACAAAUGAAAUGACGGAUAAAAUGGUUGAAAUUAAAUCAUUACUCGAGGAAAUUGAAGAAGAAUAUUAUAAAUAAAUUUUCAUGUUUGGAUUUUAUGAUAGGAAAUAUUUUUUAAUUAUAGGUUUGUAAAGAAAAUGUACUACUUUUCGAUUUAUGAAAUUGCUUUUAAAUUGUACCAGAAGCAUUUAAUUAAAUUGUAUUUCUAUUGUGCCAUGUUAAAUAUAUUUUUUACUUUAAAUAUAAGUUUUAUUAUUUUUUGUAUUGAGAAAAAAGAAUUCCUUAAUGCAAUUAAUAUUUAUUGCAAUUAUUAAGUAAAUGUUUUUAUUUUAAUAAUUAUUUUUUUUUAUAUUGAUUCAGAAACUAAAAAUAAAAUUACCUGAAACUAAUUUUAAUUAAAAAAAAAAGAGAAAA